Molecule: messenger RNA, 1725 nt
Organism: Pseudocercospora fijiensis CIRAD86
Lineage: Eukaryota; Fungi; Ascomycota; Dothideomycetes; Mycosphaerellales; Mycosphaerellaceae
Product: glycoside hydrolase family 13 protein
Exons: 1
Coding region: 1-1725 (574 amino acids)
Biological process (GO): oligosaccharide catabolic process
Molecular function (GO): alpha-amylase activity
Source: RefSeq, a predicted model, not a curated record
AUGGCAACCGCAGACAAGCCAUGGUGGAAAGAUGCCGUGGUGUAUCAGAUCUAUCCCGCAAGCUUCAAGGAUUCCAACAGUGAUGGCAUCGGCGAUAUACCUGGGAUCAUUCAAUCCCUUGACUACAUUCAAUCGAUUGGUGUAGAUGUGAUCUGGAUAUGCCCAAUGUAUGCGUCGCCACAAGUCGAUAUGGGCUAUGAUGUUUCCGACUACAAGUCUGUCUACCCGCCGUACGGCACGGUUCAAGACAUGGAGAUUUUGAUCAAGGAAGCACAUUCUCGAGGGCUUCGAAUCAUCCUGGAUCUGGUGAUCAAUCAUACUUCAGAUCAACAUGCUUGGUUCAAAGAGUCCAGGGCAUCGAAAGACAGUCCCAAACGAGAUUGGUACUUUUGGCAGCCAGCCAAAUACGAUGCGGACGGAACCCGUAAGCCUCCUAAUAAUUGGCGUUCGGCUUUCCAAGGUAGUGCUUGGUCCUGGGACGAGCAGACGCAGGAGUACUAUCUCCACCUCUUUGCACACGAGCAGCCUGAUCUGAAUUUCGAGAAUCCAGAACUGAGGAAAGUCGUGUACGAGGAGUCCAUGAUCUUCUGGCUCGACAAGGGCAUCGAUGGAUUUCGAAUCGACUGCGCAAACAUCAUGAGCAAGCCACCUGGAUUUCCUGACGCGCCCAUCACGGAUCCUGAAGCCGAGUACCAGGAGUUCGGACCUGUAGUCUGCAACGGUCCGCGGAUACUAGAGUACCAUUCAGAGAUCGGCGCUAUCUUGAAUCGAUAUGGUGCCAUGUCUGUCGGGGAAUGUCCCCAUACAAGCAAUAUUGAGCAAGUGAUGGAAUAUGUCGGUGCGAGUAAGAAACGUUUAAACAUGAUUUUCCAAUUUGAUGUCUGCGAAGUCGGAUGUGGCAAGCCCGAGAGGUUUGACAUCGAGCCUUUUGCGUACGAGCUUAUCGACCUUAAGCGUGCUAUCCUGUUGACGCAGUCAUUCUUGUCAGAGACGGAUGGCUGGACCACGACAUUCAUCGAAAACCACGACCUCGCGAGAAGCGUGUCUCGUUUCGGUGACGAUGGACGGGAAUGGCGAGAACGCUCGGCCAAACUCCUUGCAAUCCUGUUCGCAUCGUUGUCUGGCACACUCUUCGUGUACCAAGGCCAGGAAAUCGGGAUGAUCAACAUUCCCAAGGAUUGGCCGAUCGAGGAGUAUAAGGAUAUCGGGUCUAUCAACUAUUAUGAAACUGUGAGGAAGAGGAGCCACGACAAUCCUGAAGAUAUACGAAAGGCUCGAGAGUCUCUCCAGCACUUGGCGCGAGAACAUUCGAGGACGCCGAUGCAGUGGACUUCUGGUCGUAACGGCGGCUUCACAGGUGAUGAAGUCGUGCCUUGGAUGCGUGUCAAUACCUCCACUUCUGAAAUUAAUGUUGCAGAGCAGCUCAAGCGGGAAGAUUCUGUGCUUGUUUUCUGGAGGAGGAUGUUGCAGGUUCGGAGACAGUUGAACGAUGUUCUGGUUCAUGGGUAUUUUGAGCUUGUCGAUGAGGAUAAUAAACAGGUCUUCACAUUUCUCAAACGAGGGACUGGUAGAUCGGCGCUGGUUGUUUGCAACUUUUCUGGUUCAGAAGCUGCUCUGCCGGACUGUGCUCUGGAAACAGGCUGGAAGCUGCAGUUUGGUAAUGUCAGUGGAUCCUCAGGUGUGAGCCUUGGGCCUUGGGAAGGUAGAAUCUAUACCUCCGCUUGA